CUGUGAAUACGGGUGCUGGUCUCUAGUCUUCUUGGUUGGCAAUAACUUGUUGGUUGAUAUUAUAUAUUCUACAUUUAAUCGUGACGACGAAACUACGAAUUGCUGAUUAUAUUUUUAUUGAACAAUUUACGUGUUAUAAUAAACAUUGCAAUAAUGAGUUUGCCACAGUGCAAGAAAGUGAAGAUAACAAGCUCAUUGGAACAGCUGAAAGCUUUGACUAUCGUUGUCGCUGAUACCGGUGAUUUUCAGGCGAUGGAACAAUUUAAGCCCAUAGAUGCGACGACAAAUCCAUCCUUAAUUCUUGCUGCUGCAGGUCAAAAAAAAUAUGCCCAUUUACUAGAUAAAGCUGUUCAAUAUGGCAAAAAAGUUGGCAGUAAUCUUGAAGAGAAAACAGAAGCAGCAAUCGAUAUGACAUGUGUUUUAUUUGGUCAAGAAAUAUUAAAUAUUAUUCCUGGAAGAGUUUCAACUGAAGUUGAUGCUCGAUUGUCUUUUGACAAAGAAAGAAGUAUUGAAAAGGCUAAGAAAUUGAUUUCUCUUUACGAAGAAGCUGGAAUUAACAAAGAGCGAAUUCUUAUAAAGCUUGCUUCAACUUGGGAAGGAAUUCAAGCUGCCAAAGAACUAGAAGAAAAUUAUGGAAUACACUGUAAUUUGACUCUUUUGUUUUCAUUUGCUCAAGCUGUUGCUUGUGCUGAAGCAGGCGUAACUUUGAUUUCUCCAUUUGUUGGACGCAUUCUUGACUGGUACGUUUCUAAUACUGACAAGAAAUCAUUUGAAGCCGCUGACGAUCCAGGAGUUAUGUCAGUAACGAAAAUUUAUAAUUACUAUAAAAAAUUUAACUACAAAACGGUUGUAAUGGGUGCAUCAUUUCGUAAUAUCGGUGAAAUUCAUGAACUUGCCGGUUGUGAUUUGCUUACAAUCAGUCCAAAACUUCUCGAGGAACUAGAAAAGUCAACUAGUCUUGUAAAAAAAGUUUUGAAUAAAGAGGCCGCCGAGAAGUGUGAUCUUGAAAAAAUAAAUCUCAAUGAAGCUGAGUUCAGAUGGCUUUUAAAUGAAGAUAUAAUGGCAACAGAUAAACUCAGCGAUGGAAUACGUAAAUUUGCUGUUGACAUGCGUAAACUUGAAGAAUUGUUGAAAGAAAAAAUUCAAUCUUAACUUCCAUUUUCUAUAAGCCCAAUCGAAAAAAAUAUCGUAUUGAUUGGUUAUUUUUUUGUCUUCAAUUUGUUUCUCUUUAAUACUUUUUUUUACAACAUUUUUAUGGAAUAUUUACACUCGUUAACUGAUUUAUAAAAAUGAAAGAACUAGGUACUUCGUUUUAAAAAAAAAAUAAUAUUGAAUAUUCACAAUAAAAACCACAUUGAAUUAA
Molecule: messenger RNA, 1363 nt
Organism: Aphidius gifuensis
Lineage: Eukaryota; Metazoa; Arthropoda; Insecta; Hymenoptera; Braconidae
Gene: Taldo
Product: transaldolase
Exons: 5
Coding region: 154-1152 (332 amino acids)
Biological process (GO): pentose-phosphate shunt; pentose-phosphate shunt, non-oxidative branch; carbohydrate metabolic process
Cellular component (GO): intracellular anatomical structure; cytoplasm
Molecular function (GO): transaldolase activity
Source: RefSeq, a predicted model, not a curated record